Molecule: messenger RNA, 1806 nt
Organism: Prosopis cineraria
Lineage: Eukaryota; Viridiplantae; Streptophyta; Magnoliopsida; Fabales; Fabaceae
Product: phospholipase A1-IIdelta
Biological process (GO): lipid metabolic process
Molecular function (GO): glycerophospholipid phospholipase A1 activity
Source: RefSeq, a predicted model, not a curated record
CUCCGACUAACACACUGCAUUGUCGCCACUGAUCAGCGAGUGGUGGGGCAGCCAUAGCCAUCAUUAUCACAAGAACCCAUCAAGCCGUGUUAAUCUGCCUCCCUUUUCCUUUAACCCCAACAGCAAGUCAGCAACCCCAAACCACACCACACGGCCCAACUACUUCAUCUUCUCCAUUUCUCUGCAACUCAUCAUCCAUCUGCUUUAAUGGCCGACGCUGAAGAUCACACCCAACAAAACCCCACGUGGCCGGAACUCUUGGGCAGCGACGACUGGGAAGGUUUGCUUCACCCUCUCGACCAUGACCUCCGCAACCUCAUCCUCCGCUCCGGCGACCUUAUUCAGGCCACCUACGACGCCUUCAACAAUGACUCAAACUCUCGCUUCUGUGGCUCCAGCCGCUACGGCAAGAAGUCCUUCUUCCAAAAGGUCAUGUUCGACCGCCCCGAUGAUUACACCGUCGUGUCUUUUCUUUAUGCCACCGCUAGAGUCAGUGUUCCGGAGGCUUUUCUUCUCAAGUCCUUGUCUAGGGAGUCCUACCGUGAGUCUAACUGGAUCGGCUACAUCGCCGUCACCUCCGACGAGGUCAGUGCCUCCUUGGGCCGCCGCGAAAUCUACAUCGUCUGGCGUGGGACGACUCGGAAUUACGAGUGGGUCGAUGUCAUGGGAGCUAAACCCGACUCUGCUAAAGCUCUGUUAAGCCCUCGGACCCUCGAAGAACUACAAAUCAGCCCUGGAAAUGAAGGUUCUUGGAGCAGUGAAGACGACGACGACGAAGAACAUGGGAACAUCCCGAAAGUUAUGAGGGGUUGGCUAACGAUCUACGUCUCGGAGGACCCUAAAUCGUCGUUUACAAAAACGAGCGUCAGAACCCAAAUUCAGAGCAAAAUCAAACACUUGUUGAAUCUUUACAAAGACGAGAAACCGAGCGUGAUUCUGGUUGGGCAUAGUCUAGGAGCAAGCCUAUCCAUUCUUUCUUGCUUCGACCUGGUCGAAAAUGGCGUCACCGACGUCCCUGUAUGUGCUUUCGUGUUCGGGUCUCCUCAGGUCGGAAACAGGGCAUUCAACGAGAGGUUCAAGAAAUUUCCCAACCUGAAGGUCCUGCACAUAAGGAACAAGAUCGAUCUCAUACCACAUUACCCAGGAAGGUUACUGGGGUACGCAGAGACAGGAACAGAAUUGGAGAUCGAUACAAGGAAAUCGCCAUUCUUGAAGGACUCGAAGAACCCGAGCGACUGGCAUAAUUUGCAGGCGAUGCUGCACGUGGUUGGAGGAUGGAACGGGAGUGAGGGUGAGUUUGAGAUGAAGGUGAGGAGAAGCUUGGCUCUGGUGAACAAAUCGUGUGACUUCUUGAAGGAAGAGUGCAGAGUUCCUGCGUCGUGGUGGGUGGAGAAGAACAAGGGCAUGGUUCUCCGGCACGACGGAGAGUGGGUUUUGGACUUGCCGGAGGAGGAGGACCUUCCUGUUCCUGAAGAUCCCUGAAGAGUCGAUCUUUCAAAAAUGUAAGAUGUCAUACUUUUUGUUGAAGUGGGGUGUGACAAUCAGGGUACGUGGGGACGGGGUUGAUGGUUUUAGUGAUACAAUGCUCGGAGUAUUUAUCUCAUUUUAUAUUAAAUAUGCUGGGACGCUAGCUGUCAGAAUUUUUGUCAUCAGUGAACAAUGAGGGGUUUGAAGGUUAAAGAUGAAAAUCAUGGUAUUACUUUGCUAGGUGUUCUAAUGUUUGUAUACCUUCUAUGUGAAGUCUUUUCAUGGGGUGAAAGUAAAUAAAGUUUACUGAGUUAAGUUUGUGGGGACUAAAAAAUAUCU